GGUGAGGUUAACCCGCGCCAGAGGCCGCGAGUGGAAGGUUAAUGUAUCGCUUGGCUCUUUUUCCUGCGCCCCCAUCCUCCUCGCCCCUUCUUACUCCCGUUUUGCGUGCCCAAGCCCCGGUUUCUCCCUCGCACUCCCCUCGACGUUAGGCGUCGUCCCCAAAUGAGGCACGAGGCUCUUGGAAGAUUCGGGACAACUGGAGUUGAUAAAGGUCCAAAAUCUGUCCAGAACUCCAGUAGUCCCCUGAGCUCCCCACCCGCGAAGAGAUUUUACUGGUGUGGUGCGAGUGCUGCGGGAAAAGUCGGACUGUCAGAUGCGCCGAGCUGAAGGGAUUCGCCGAGGUGGCCUGCGCGAUGGUUCGGGAAAGCAUACGAACCCUCGGCGCCAGGGCAGGUGCAGGGCUGAAGACACAGCGGGGACGUCCCCUUCUUUUGGACACCCAUUCAUCCAGCACACCUAAAGUGAGCAGCUGGGUCCCAAACCGGGACCCUACCCUCGCAAGCUUGCUGUCUGCAUAGGGAAACACUUUACACGAUGAGGACAAUUUGAGCAGUUUGGGCAUGAAGAAAAUAACUACGAUGCCGGCGUCGUGAUGGGAAGGGGAGGCGGCCCGCGUUACACAGGGCGGUCAGAGGCAGCCUUGCUGAUAUUUGAGCCAGGAUCUGAGUGAGGAGGGUGACCGGCCACCCACGCGUAGGACUAGGGCGGUGGCCAAGGGCCCCCGGGUUCCACGCGGAGCAGGGAGCCGCGCGCCUCCAGGGGUUAAGCUGCCUGCUGGCUGGGAAGUAGUCCCGGCCCAGCGCCCGGCCCCGCCCCUGCAGGGCGGAGGGACGCAUCACGCAGGGGUGGGGAAGGCGGAUCCGUGCGCAGGGUUGCUAAGGGUGAAACUUUUCAUUGACUUUGCUCACUUCGGGCCGGGGCGCGGGAAGGAGCGGGUUCUUGGUGGGGGGGAGCGAGUGGCUUGGGAAACGCGAGGCCAGAAGGGCAAGACCAAUUCGCCGGCCACAGCCCAGACCGUACUCCGCCCCGCGACACGAACCACCCUCGAGUCCGCCAUCCGCGGUUCGUCGCCGCCGGCCGGCCCGCCCGCCCUCCGUCCCUAGCCGCCGAGCCCGACCUCCAAAAAGCAGAAAGAAUUAUUGAGAAUCAUAACCCAUAAGCCCCCUCAAUCGUCCCCCAACCCUCAACGAAGAAAAAGACACCUUGGCCCCCGGCCGGGCGGCGCCCGGGAGAGAAGGGAGAGUGACCUCCGCCCCGCGCUCAGGACCACCCUGGAGGGAGAAGCCGCCCCGCGGCCGGCACACCGCCCCGCCACCGCGGAGACCCGAGUGAAGGCGUCUGAACCCCGAGGCUGCCCGCCUGACAUUCUCCGCCAUCGCCCUUGGCUUGUGCACGUGCCUGCGCUGAUUCUCUGCCGAAGACAGGACCAUGCAGCUGGAGAUCAAAGUGGCCCUGAAUUUCAUCAUCUCCUACCUGUACAACAAGCUGCCCCGGCGCCGGGCAGACCUGUUUGGUGAGGAGCUAGAGCGGCUCUUGAAAAAGAAAUAUGAAGGCCACUGGUACCCUGACAAGCCACUGAAGGGCUCUGGCUUCCGCUGUGUCCACAUUGGGGAGAUAGUGGACCCCGUGGUGGAGCUGGCCGCCAAGCGGAGUGGCCUGGCGGUGGAGGACGUGCGGGCCAACGUGCCCGAGGAGCUGAGCGUCUGGAUCGACCCUUUCGAGGUGUCCUACCAGAUUGGUGAGAAAGGGGCUGUGAAAGUGCUGUACCUGGAUGACAGCGAGGGCUGUGUGGCCCCAGAGCUGGACAAGGAGAUCAAGAGCAGCUUCAACCCUGACGCCCAGGUGUUCGUGCCCAUCGGCAGCCAGGACAGCUCCCUGUCCAACUCGCCGUCCCCAUCCUUUGGCCAGUCCCCCAGCCCCACCUUCAUCCCCCGCUCCGCCCAGCCCAUCACUUUCACCACUGCCUCCUUCGCCGCCACCAAGUUUGGCUCCACGAAAAUGAAGAAGGGGGGCGGGGCGGCAGGGGGCGGGGGGGUGGCCAGUGGGGGGGCAGGCGGCCCGCAGCCCCCGCAGCCCCCACAGCAGCAGCAGCAGCAGCAGCAGCAGCAGCCUCGCCUGGCCCGCUCCCCCACCCACAACCUGCUGAAGCAGAAGAGCCUCUCUCUGUCUCUCCAGUCCCUGAGCUUCCUUGCUACCAAGCCAGCCCCUCAGUCCCAGCUCUCGCCCAAUGCCAAGGAGUUCGUGUACAACGGCUCUCCUGGCCUCUUCUUUGAUGGGGCAGAGGGCCAGGGCAGUGGCACCGCAGCCCCGUUUGGGGGCAGUGGGGCUGGCCCCUGCAACAGCAGCAGCUUCGACAUGGCCCAGGUCUUUGGAGGUGGUGCCAACAGCCUCUUCCUGGAGAAGACGCCCUUCGUGGAAGGCCUCAGCUACAACCUUAACACCAUGCAGUAUCCCAGCCAGCCAUUCCAGCCCGUCGUGCUGGCCAACUGACCGCCCGCCUGCGCUCAGGGCCAGGAGCACCCAAGACCACAGAAAAGAGAAAGGAAAGGAAAGGCCAAAAAAAGAGGAAAAGAAAAAUUUUCAAAAAGAUUUCCACUCUUACUCUAACUUCUAGAAACAAGAUCCAGCCCAGGCAUGGAGUGGGCGGGGGCUCCUGAAGCACCGACCACCGUGUCUAACCCAGCCCCCUGCUGUUUUCCUGCCUGCCUUUGAUUUAUUUGGUUGGUUUGGGUUUUUUUGUUUGUUGGUUUUGUUUUCUUUUUUACAUGUAGUUUUCUAUAUAACAUCUUUAAUUAGUGGCUUCCUGUGCUAAGAAUGGUCCAGAUGUGAAUUGCUGCUCCCUCCCUCCCUCCCUCCUUCCCACGCCUGCUGUACGGUUGGUGUGUCCAAGCUCACAGGGAAGGAAGACCUGCAGCUGGGGCCUGGCCCUCCUCAGAACAGGGAGAGGCCGCCCGUGUCACUGCCUCCACGACCCCGCCAUCCUCUCUGCGCCAUCCAACCUCAGCAGGCCUCCUCCGGCCCUGCCACCCAAAUGGGCCUGACUCCAGCCCCCGCUUCCUCUCAGGCCUGGGCCCUAGGGAUCUGUCAGCUGGCCACCUGACACCCUCCCCUAGAGCUGAUUCUGUGCUCUGGCUGGUGUAAUCCCUUGCAUCUCUGUCCCCUGGCCCCACGCCACCAUCCCCACCUGGCCCAGAGCAUCACCGGGGCCCCGGAGUCCCAGCCGUUUGCACACACAGCUUCUCUGUGCAGCCCCUUCUUUCCUGGGCCUGAGUAGGGAGGGAGAGUAAGUGCGGGCGUGGCUUGCUGUCGUGUGUUAAAGGAUUCCAAGCCAUGUGGAUCCUCUCUGGAUGUGAUUCCGCGUUGCAGCAGGUGCUGUUUAUGUAUGAGGUUGGGGGAUGGGCUGGGGGUGGGUUGUCCCUCCUUUUGUAGGGUCCUUCACACGGUAGGGGGAGCCUGGCUGAGCCUAAGACACUCCCAGGGGAAGGCACUGCAGAAGGAACUGGUUUCCACACUGCCAAGGGAUCUGCACUUUUGUUUGUAUUUGACCAAAAAAAAAAAAAGUUGUCGUGCGGGGCUGCGGGAUACCCAGCCUCUGAUACCUAAGAGAAGCCCCUGGACCUGGACCCUCCCAUUGUGGGAGCUUAGCCCAGGGCAGGGGGUGGGAACUUUGGGUCAGUGCCUGUGGUUGGCAGUUCUAAGCCUUGACUUGAGACUUUGGUCUUUCAGCUGUAGAUGUUCUUUUAGUACAUUUCUUCCCCUGCCUGCUUAAGAACCUUCUGGUACCUCUUGCCACCCCAUCACUGCCCAGCCCAGCCCCACUAGGCCCUGAUGCUGUAAGGAGUGGUCUCCUGAGCAGGCUGGGCUGGACGGGUGCUUGGCCGGCACAGGUGGUGUGUUUGGAUUGUUGAAGAGCCUCGCUCCUCAUCUCUGCUGGAGAGAAGCUGUUUCUCCGACCCGACCCUAGUGGGCCAGCUUCAAUGCUAUGAUGCUUUGGCAGGUGGGGCCCAGUGCAUCAGGGCCCCCAUAACCAGGAAGUACCAAAGCACUUGGCACCCCACUUUCUCCUCCCCAGUGACCCCAAGUGGGCAACUGCUAUGGCAGUGGGUCCAGCCCAGACAGACACUGCCAGCCUCUUCUCCUUGCAGUGGGCACCAGCUCUACCUCCCUGAGCAGGGCAAUAACCCGGCUCCCCGGCCCAGCACCAUCUGUCCCCCUAGACUUCUCAGGGGCCAGCCCAGCCUGGGCCACCCUCUCCCUAGCCCUCAGCCCGCGCACAGGUGACAGGCCCAGGCUGCUCUCUGGGAAGGUUGGAUGUUGCCUUAUGCCCCCUUCCAGCCCCUCCUCCCACACUCAAACACACAGGCACCCGCCACGCCCUGGUCGGCUUGUUUCUCACCACAUACAGGGAGGGGGAGACCGACCCCUUAGUGUCUUUUGAAAUACAAAGAAAAAUGUGUGUUCAGGAGCAUGACUCCUGUGCUGGGACCUUGGGCCCACUUCAGUCUGUCUCAAACUUAGGUGUUUUUGCUUCAAUUUUAUUUUUUUUAAGAAAAACAAAAAUCUGCACUAAUUUACCUGGUUUCGUAGGAAAACUUUUUUUUUAUUUUUUACAUUUUUUGGUGUCCGUUUGUAUUGAAUAAUUUGCUACAUUUGUAAAAUGUAAGAGGUAUAUAUAAUAUAUGUAUAUUUCUAACGUAAAAAACGUAAUUUUUUUCUUUUCAAGAUUUUUUCUUAAAAAGAGGAGAGAAACAAAGAUAUUUUUUCAGGAAAAACAAACUUUAAAAUAAAAAAAGCGGAGAAUAAAGCCUACGUCUCCCCUUUCCCCAUCCUUUCUGUCUACCCUUCUUUCCCAGGAACAAACCACAAGGUGGAUCGUCUUGUAAAGAAUGUAAACUUUUAGUCCAGAAUGAUGCAUUUUUCUCAAUGCGGUGAGCUGUGGAUUCUCUGUCUAGUUUGACCCCUAGGGAUGGGCAGGGGGGCAUUGAGGCAACGUGACGAGGAGCUUGGGGGAGCAGGGUAAUGAACUCGUUUUCUUUAGUGAAGGAGGAAUACAAUCAAGCAUUUUGUAUUCAGAAUGUUGUGCAAUAUUUUGGAAUGAAGCAUUGGUGUGUUUAGAGAUUUAGUUUAAAAACAAAAAGAUCAAAUCUGUACAGUUUAUAUUGUUCCAGAUUUUUUUAAGUUUGUAUUAAAAGCAUGAUAUAUAAUAAC
This is a messenger RNA of Sus scrofa (pig), 5208 nucleotides long. It is a transcript of the gene TOB2, whose product is annotated as transducer of ERBB2, 2. Gene Ontology annotation, cellular component: nucleus; cytoplasm. Gene Ontology annotation, biological process: regulation of gene expression. Lineage: Eukaryota; Metazoa; Chordata; Mammalia; Artiodactyla; Suidae. The record is from RefSeq and is a predicted model, not a curated record. Gene Ontology annotation, molecular function: transcription corepressor activity.